CCUCGUGAUCUCCGCCCCUCCACACCCUCAAAACUCCUAUAAAAAAAACGCCGAAAAACCACCGAAAUCCGCGCGUUUCUCGGCGUCUCGCACGGCCCGCGCACGCACGCGACGCCAGCCCACCACCGACCCACGCACGCACCCACCCACGCGGACGCGGUUGCCAACCCAACCCGAACCCCCCGGGACCGACGCCACCCCGUCCCCGCAUACAUGCCGCCGCCCAGCCUCACCGCGGCCGCCGCCACCACCACAACGCGCCGCCGCAAGGACCACCCGGCGCCGGGCGGAGGCGCGGGGGCGAAGGAGAUGGGCGCGGCGGCGGCGUCCGCGGCGGAGGGGUGGGCGCGGCGGCCGGAGUGGUGCUCGGCGGCGGGCGUGGCGGGCGUGCUGCGGCGGCACCCGGCGCCCGCGCUCUUCGGGUGCGGCCUCCUGCUCUUCAUGGCCGUCGAGUACACCAUCCCCAUGGUCAGGCCGGACUCCCCGCCGCUCGACCUGGGAUUCAUCGCCACCAGGAACAUGCACGCCGCCGUCGCCGCCACGCCCUGGCUCAACUCGCUCCUCGCCGCGCUCAACACGGUCUUCGUCGCGAUGCAGGCGGCGUACAUCCUGUGGGCGAUCCUGGCGGAGCAGCGGCCGCGGGCGGCCGUCGCGGCGCUGAUGAUGUUCACCUGCCGGGGCGUGCUGGGCUGCGCCACGCAGCUGCCGCUGCCCGAGGAGUUCCUGGGGUCCGGGAUGGACUUCCCCGUGGGCAACGUCUCCUUCUUCCUCUUCUUCUCGGGCCACGUCGCGGGCGCGGUGAUCGCGGCCGCCGACAUGCGCCGCGAGGGACGGGCGGCGCUCGCGCGCCUCUACGACGCGCUCAACGUGCUCCAGGCGGUCAGGCUGCUCGCGUGCAGGGGACACUACACCAUCGACCUGGCUGUCGGCGUCGGGGCCGGGGUCCUCUUCGACACGCUCUCCGGGUGGUACUUCGACGCCAAGAACGGCGACGGCAAGAACGCGCCCGAGAAGCACUGCCGUAGCUGCCAGUGCCACAAGGCUCUCCUCUCACACUAGCUUUAUAUAUAUAAAGCUAGUAUCUAGUGUUGUACUAUUUUGCUAGCUCUGCAACUGCAAGUGCCAACCAUCGACGGCCAAUUGAGCAUUAGUUAAUUCGUGUUAUUUUUUGAGUUUCUUUUCUUUAUGGAAUCAUUUUGAUGUAAGAGAAUAUAUACUGAAAUGCUACUUACGGAUAUGUAAUUGUACAAAUUGUUCACCCGAUGCGAGCUGUGACUUCUGUAACAAUACUAAUACUAUCUGAAUUCUGCAGUUUCCAGG
Sorghum bicolor (sorghum) is the source of this 1320-nucleotide messenger RNA. RefSeq names its product phosphatidylcholine:diacylglycerol cholinephosphotransferase 1. Gene Ontology annotation, molecular function: diacylglycerol cholinephosphotransferase activity. Lineage: Eukaryota; Viridiplantae; Streptophyta; Magnoliopsida; Poales; Poaceae. The transcript has 2 exons. Bases 214 to 1059 code for a protein of 281 amino acids. The record is from RefSeq and is a predicted model, not a curated record.